This is a messenger RNA of Cladophialophora carrionii CBS 160.54, 1704 nucleotides long. RefSeq lists its product as uncharacterized. The transcript is spliced from 3 exons. The record is from RefSeq and is a predicted model, not a curated record. Gene Ontology annotation, cellular component: nucleus. Gene Ontology annotation, molecular function: DNA-binding transcription factor activity, RNA polymerase II-specific; zinc ion binding; transcription cis-regulatory region binding. NCBI's taxonomy places the organism in Eukaryota, Fungi, Ascomycota, Eurotiomycetes, Chaetothyriales, Herpotrichiellaceae. Gene Ontology annotation, biological process: DNA-templated transcription; regulation of DNA-templated transcription. Bases 1 to 1704 code for a protein of 567 amino acids.
AUGUCGCAGAGGGUCAACAGUCUUCAGAACAACCUUUCGCACCAGACGCCCGAGUCCCUGUCCGCACCGUCUUCUGUGAUUCCUCUGGGACCGGGGAGCACCACCUCGGCCACGUCCUUCUCUGGCGAAGAUUGGCUGAUGCUGUCCGACUUCGAUGCGAACCAGAACCGAAGCUGGUCGCUGGGAGACGUCGUGCUGGGUUACCAGAAUGUAUCCGAGCUGUUGCACUUCUACGCACACAACUACUACGACCAUCUGCCGAUAUUGGACAAGGUGACAUCGACAUCAACAUUGCAUGACUCCAAUCCCUUCCUCUUCUGGACCAUCUUGCGGGUCGCGUGCUAUCGACAUCCAAGGUUCAGCCACGUCUUCGAACUGAGCUGGCAGCCCUAUCGGCUUCUUCUGAUGAGCAAUCUCGUUGCCAUCAUCCAUGACUUUCGAACAAUCCAGGCCAUCGUCAUUCUUUGCCACUGGCCGAACUCUGGACCGAGACAGAGCCAAGAUCCUAGCUGGCAGUAUUGCGGCAUUGCACUGAAUGCGGCGAUGCAGAUGGGAUUGGACCAGCCCCAUCCCGAAAAGAUCGCCCCGGGGUUUCAUGGCAGAUCCAACGUCCAUCACAUGAGUGUCUAUUCACGGCACAUGACUUGGCUGGCGUGCUUUCAUAUCAGCACAAGUCUCAGCGUAUGGCUCGGUGUGCCACCCCAUCUCUCGUCCCCGGCCCAAUUGAACGCUCUUUCAUCCACCGCCAAGGAACCCGACGUCCCACAGCAGUUCAUGGUGCAAAUCGAGAUCCAACGCCAAGUCGUCCAGUACUCGACGUCUCUUGCCGGCGACGUCGACGCAGCUACCGCCUCGACACUUCUGAACCUCUUCAACAAUGAGCUGGACAAUCUGUUCAAUGCGUUUAGAGACAUAUGGUCCCCCAGGCUCGAGAUCCAAUUGCUGGGCGCCAAACUGUACCUCUUCUCCUUGGGCCUCACCGUCGUGACGAAACGGCCCGGUCUUGUGAACAGGAUGGCCGAGCAUUACGUCCCUGACCCGACGAGAUUGCCCGUCCAGCUGGGCCUUCCAACCGCGGUCUCCUUGAUCCACAACAUCUCCAAGCUGAACCGGGAAUCGUCGUUGGAGCCACAUUCGUCUGCAUCGGGUGCGAUACACUAUCCGAAAUUCUAUUUCCGCUUGGUGGUCUUCGCCGUGGGGUUCCUGAUGAAGUUCCUCAGCACGAAUCCCAACGCCUCGCAGGAGGAUAGAGAGCUUGCCAUUUCGCACAUUACCACGGCGCACCAGUUCUUCUCGAGCUUCCCUACCGGGGAGGACUUUGCUCGGGUCGCACAAGCGAUUGAAGUCCUGGCGAAAAACCUCCGGUCGGACAAGCACGACGAUUCUGACCCGAUAAGAACCAGAUCCGGGGCUUCGUUGUUGUAUGACAUUUUCCAAAAGUUUAGGGGCCAACCGGAGCGAUUCGCAGGCUCGGAUGACAACACCACCACCACCAUUACCGGGGCACCGUUCGAGGCGUGGAAACAAAACGACGACGCUUCGAGAACGACGGCGCUGAGCGCUAUCAACGCUGGCAGCACAUCCGUGUGGGCUCCAGUGGGGACCUACUGCGAGAUGUCAACAUUCCAACCAGGCUUAGAAGAGAGUCUCGACAGUCUUCAGUGGAUGUCGGAUGACAUGCUCUCGGAAAUGUUCAGGUUGUGA